Molecule: messenger RNA, 1047 nt
Organism: Spinacia oleracea (spinach)
Lineage: Eukaryota; Viridiplantae; Streptophyta; Magnoliopsida; Caryophyllales; Amaranthaceae
Exons: 2
Coding region: 1-1047 (348 amino acids)
Molecular function (GO): RNA-DNA hybrid ribonuclease activity; nucleic acid binding
Source: RefSeq, a predicted model, not a curated record
AUGAGCAAAGCAGCAGGAGCAGAAGAGAUUCUAGUUUUAUCUGACUCACAGCUAAUUGUCAGGCAAGUGAUGGGAGAAUACGAAGCAAAGGACGACGCCAUGAUAAAAUACUUGGAGAUCGUCCGCCAAGAAAUACAACCACUGACUAAUUUUGAGGUGCGACAUAUUCCCCGGGCAGAGAACAACAAAGCAGACGCCUUGUCCAAGUUGGCUAGCUCUGCGUCCCGCGACACCCCGCGGCAUGUAUUUUGGGAGGUAAAACAAACUAAAAGCAUUUAUGUUGCGAUUAUAGCUAUCCUAGAUCGGACAGCCACCUGGAUGGACGACAUAGUAAACUUCAAAAUGAAUGAGAUUCUCCCUGAAGAUCCCAAGCAGGCAGAAAGGCUGCAAAAGAAAUGCACCUGGUUCGAGAUGUGGAAUGGAACCUUAUACAAGAAAGCCUUCUCACGGCCUCUUCUCCGCUGUGUAACCCCAGAAAAGGGGCAUGAGGUUCUGGAAGAUCUGCAUCAAGGGUUAUGCAGCUCUCACAUAGGGGGGAGGGCCUUGGCAGAAAAAGCUCUAAGAACUGCGUAUUACUGGCCCACUCUCAAAGAAGACGCACUCAAUUUGGUUAAGCGAUGCGAUAAAUGUCAACGGUUUGCUCAUCUAGUUCGAUGGCCGGUUCAGAAGCUAACACCCAUUACAAGUCCCAUACCAUUUUCUAAAUGGGGGAUGGACUUACUAGGUCCUUACACAACGGCCCCAGGAGGAGUGCGUUAUGUGAUAGUAGCUGUUGAUUACUUCACUAAAUGGGUAGAAGCGGAAGCCCUGAAAAACACCAAGCCACAGGAUACGCCCAAGUUAGAAAACUGGUUAGCUGAUCAUGGUGUCACGGCAUGUUUCGCGUCAGUAGGCCGUCCUCAAGCAAAUAGACAGGUGGAGGAAUUCAACAAAAUCAUUUCUAAAGGGAUGAAAAAGAAGCUUGAUGAGGCUAAAGGCUUGUGGGCCGACGAGUUACCCAACGUCCUAUGGUCCAUAUGGACCACGACAAAAAACUCCACAGGAUAG